GAGGGCUCUAGGACCUGAGUGAAACCCGCCACAGAGAGAGAGAGAGAGAGUUCACUGCGCACGGCUUCAUCAUCAUCAUCAUCACCGACAGCGCAUUACACACGGAGCUCAGAGCCGCUCAUGAUGCGCAGGAUUCGGGCCAACGCCAUCCUCAUCCUCACCGUGGCCUGGAUCCUCGGCACCUUCUAUUACCUGUGGCAGGACAGCAAACCUUCCUCCUCCUCCUCCUCCUCCUCCUCGGGCUCCCAGCUGAAGAACCACGGGAGGCUGGAGGAGCGCACUCUUCCUCUGAUCGUAACUCAUGCACCAAAGCUGGAGCAGCAGGGUCAGCUCUUUGGCCAGUUUGACGAAAAGGCUUUUCUAUCCAGUAAGCAGCUGAAAGCAGGUGAGGAUCCGUACAGAGAGCAUGCGUUCAACCUGCAGGAGAGCGACCGGCUCGGGAGCGAUCGCACCAUCAGAGACACACGCCACUAUCGAUGUGCCUCCAUGACCUUUGACCCUGACCUGCCACCCACCAGCAUCAUCAUCACUUUUCACAAUGAGGCGCGCUCCACCCUGCUGCGCACUAUUAAAAGUGUACUGAUGAGAAGUCCUCCUCACUUGAUACAGGAAAUUAUUCUUGUGGACGACUUCAGCUCUGACCUGAGCCAAGACUGAGCCCGGCCCUGCUGUUGCCACGGUGAGGAAACAAACGGCACAAUCAGACGUGUAGCUCUGCUGUGAUUAAUGUAGUGGAGCGCUAAAGAGAGACGUGAUUUUUCCUUUACAGAGAUCAUGUGUUGGUCUCAGGCGGAGCUUUAUGCUCUCCUUAUUUUGGCAUGGAGCACACAUGCACCUCACAAAACACAC
Molecule: messenger RNA, 849 nt
Organism: Sinocyclocheilus grahami
Lineage: Eukaryota; Metazoa; Chordata; Actinopteri; Cypriniformes; Cyprinidae
Product: polypeptide N-acetylgalactosaminyltransferase 16-like
Exons: 5
Coding region: 121-657 (178 amino acids)
Biological process (GO): protein O-linked glycosylation
Cellular component (GO): Golgi apparatus
Molecular function (GO): polypeptide N-acetylgalactosaminyltransferase activity
Source: RefSeq, a predicted model, not a curated record